Molecule: messenger RNA, 570 nt
Organism: Paraglomus occultum
Lineage: Eukaryota; Fungi; Glomeromycota; Glomeromycetes; Paraglomerales; Paraglomeraceae
Source: the annotation of a GenBank genome assembly
ACGUUCAUCGCUCGUUCGCUUCUUCCAAAAGGAUUAUCGGAUCACACGUUCGUGCUAAGCAGCAACAGAAUGUGGAACCCUACCGACGUCGGAUUACGAUAUGAACGAAGAAUCGUAAACAAACUUAGGAGUGUAGGGAUUUGGGCUCAAAGGUUGAGUUCAGAUCCGCGAGACGGUGGAGAUGGAGGAAUAGACAUCAUCGCUGCAGUAGACAAUGGCGUACUCCAUGCUCUAGAAGGGGUUCUUACCAGAUUCCCCAACAACGUUGUUGGAAUUUUGGUAGCGCCAAAAAUCAGCGGCGGAGUCAGAAAGGAGAUAAAGUCGUCAAAAUUUGAAAUAAUAUUGGCGAACAACUCCGAUAUAGUUUCAAAAAUUAUAAACUAUAAACCCGCUGCUCCCCCACCGGAAAAAGAUCUUAAACGUUGGAUGUCGAUGUUCGAAGCAAAAAUGUUGAAAGACGUUCAAGAUCUUAAAAUCUGUACUCACAGUCUUGAGAGUCAGAACCGGUGUCUACUGCUGCUAAACGCAGUUGCGCUUACAGUUGUAUUUAUUUUAAUUACCUUGUACUAA